Messenger RNA from Punica granatum (pomegranate), 2026 nucleotides. The record is from RefSeq and is a predicted model, not a curated record. NCBI's taxonomy places the organism in Eukaryota, Viridiplantae, Streptophyta, Magnoliopsida, Myrtales, Lythraceae.
CUGCCUUUAUUCUCGUUACCGCUAAAUGUGCCGCCAUUGCUGUCCCCAGACAACACCACAACUUCCUCGUCUUCACUCUCUCUCUCUCUCUCUCUCUCUCUCUCGGCCAUUUCACCAUUGCAGGCCGGCCGCCCUCCUCCAAAUUUGGCUCCUCUGUUGCUUCCCCUCCAACCCAAGAAUAGACCCUUUUCUGUUCCUCCCCCUGACGGUUUGGUCUGUUCCUGCCCGUCCCUAUAUUUCCUCUGUCAUCCUCUCUGUAACCCUUGUAGUAUAAUCCCGACAAUCCCGAAUUUCUAUUUCUGCUUCCCCGGCACGCAUUUUCUUGUUUCUCUCUCCCUUCCUCCCUUACCCAACUUUUGGGCAUUCUUAAAUUUUCCCUUUUUCGGUCAUGCCCAUGUUCGUCGAGAUCUUGGGGCCUGCAGCGGUGCUCUCACGGGCCCUGACAUUCCCUUUUUAGGGUUUCAGUUCUUGAUCUCUCCGUCGCCGGAGGGUUGAGGGGAUUUGAGACUGAACUCCUCCGAUGAUUCGUGCACUGUAAUGUAGCUGUAAAAAUCUCGACGUUCACUGCCAAAAAGGUGUCUAGUCUCUUUCUCGGCUUUGGUUCUGUGAGGAGAUGAGCUGCUUCUCUUGCAUUAGCUCUCGGCGUAAAGAUGUUAGCAGGAUUGAAAUCGACAAUGGCGUUCGAUCUAGCACCCGCUGCUCAGCUGAUUCCUCAGGAAGUGGGAGGAGAAGAGGGUCCAGGAGUGGGAACAGAAAAGGCGGGACAAGCCCAAAAGGAGCGGCAGCCCGUAGCUUCACGUUUAGGGAGCUUGCGACUGCUACAAGGAAUUUUAAGGAAGUGAAUUUGAUUGGGGAAGGGGGUUUCGGGAAGGUCUACAAGGGCCGACUGGAAACUGGGGAGGUCGUUGCGAUCAAGCAGCUCAAUCAUGACGGGCUUCAGGGGUUCCAGGAGUUCAUCGUGGAAGUUCUCAUGUUGAGCCUUUUACACCACCCGAAUCUCGUCACUUUGAUCGGUUAUUGUACCGAUGGAGAUCAGAGACUGCUGGUUUAUGAAUACAUGCCGAUGGGUAGUCUAGAAGACCAUCUAUUCGAUCUCGAGCCUGAUCAGAUGCCUCUGAGUUGGAGCACCCGUAUAAAGAUUGCUGUCGGGGCUGCCCGAGGCCUCGAGUACCUCCACUGCAAGGCAAAUCCGCCUGUUAUCUACCGUGACUUGAAGUCUGCAAAUAUCUUGCUUGAUAAUGAUUUCAACCCGAAACUCUCAGAUUUUGGGCUUGCCAAACUGGGCCCAGUGGGAGACAACACCCAUGUUUCCACAAGAGUGAUGGGGACUUACGGUUACUGUGCCCCAGAGUACGCCAUGAGCGGGAAGUUGACCCUCAAGUCCGAUAUCUACAGCUUCGGUGUUGUCCUUCUAGAGCUGAUCACGGGACGAAAGGCAAUAGACUGCUCAAGAAAGCCUGGAGAGCAAAACUUGAUUGCCUGGUCUCGGCCGUUUCUCAAGGAUCGAAGGAAGUUCAUCCAACUCGCGGAUCCUCUCCUCCAAGGCCGGUUCCCACUGCGUUGUCUCCACCACGCGAUAGCGAUCACCGCAAUGUGCCUUCAGGAACAGCCCACUUUCCGCCCUCUGAUCGGCGACAUAGUAGUAGCCCUCGAGUACCUGGCCUCACAGGGCAGCAGCAGUCCAGAGUCCCGGAGAGCCGGGACCCGGAGCCCGGGCCACGCCCGUUCGCCCUUGCACUAGCAGCAGCAACAUCUCGAUCGAGUGUGAAUGUAAUUAAGUUUGUCCGAUUCGACUCUAUGAGAAGUGGAAAAUGUGUAGCUUUUUUUUUCAUAUUUUUUCUUUCCUGUUUUAUUUUAUUUUAUUUUUGGUGUUUAGGAUCAUAUACAGGAAGAUUUUAGGGAAGAACAGAGCAGAGAACCACUACUACUAAUGUUGGAGGUUAAUAUUGCCCUGUCUGCUGUUCAGAUAUGCUUAAAUUGAUAAUAUUGUAGAAAGAUAUGUGGAAAAAUCUCUGUGCAUUACAUA